GUCGGGAUGACUAGAGGUAGGGCUGGGUUUUCAUCAGCUCUUGGGACUCGCGUCUCGGACCCAUUUGCUGAGGUGUCUGUGGUCAAGGCUUUUCUCCACUCCCCCUCUGUGGGUUUGGAAGAGUGCACCGAGCUGGCCUGGAUGGACUGAGAUCUCUGGGGUGGGUGUGUCAGGCCCGCCCAGGAGCAGGUCCUACCGGCACAGCUCAGCCCAGCCCAGGGUGUCAGAGUGUCAGCGGAAGCAGUCUUGGGGCAGCGGCAGAGGAAGAGCGGCAGAACACAGGUCUCCGCUGCUGAAGUUGUGGUACCAAAGGCUUCCAGCCUUGGCCAAUCAUCUGCCCCUGAGGUCAUAGACUCCACUCCCAUGUCUUGCCUCUGCUGGCUUUGGGACAGACUCAGCAUAGCCACCAGGCUACCACCCUGGAGGUGAAAGCCAUGCUCGUACCUUAGCAUUCCCCAUGAUGCCUCAGCCUAGUUUCUCUUCCCACUUGGACACGAUGUUUGCCAAUUCUUCAGCCAAUGCCUCUUCUACCAACAGCCCUGUGCCCCAGUGCCGUGACUAUCGGGGCACACAUCGUCUGCAUAUGGUGGUCUACAGCCUGGUGUUGGCGACUGGUCUCCCUCUCAACGCUCUGGCUCUAUGGGUCUUCCUGCGUGUGCUGCGCAUAAACUCGGUGGUGAGCGUGUACAUGUGUAACCUGGCAGCCAGCGACCUGCUCUUCACCCUGUCACUGCCCCUGCGCCUCUCCUACUAUGCACGGCACCACUGGCCCUUCCCGGACUUCCUGUGCCAGACGUCGGGCGCCAUCUUCCAGAUGAACAUGUACGGCAGCUGUAUCUUUCUGAUGCUCAUCAACGUGGACCGCUACGCGGCCAUCGUGCACCCGCUGCGACUGCGCCACCUGCGGCGGCCCCACGUGGCGCGGCGGGUCUGCCUAGGCGUCUGGGCGCUCAUCCUGCUGUGCGCCGUGCCCGCCGCCCGCGUGCACAGCCCGUCCUCCUGCAGGUACGAGAACAGCACCGUGAGCCUGUGCUUCGAGAGUUUCAGCGAUCAGCUGUGGAAGGGCGGGCUGCUGCCGCUGCUGCUGCUGGCUGAGACCCUGGGUUUUCUGCUGCCCUUGGCGGCUGUCGUCUAUUCGUCGGGCCGGGUCUUCUGGACGCUGGCGAGGCCCGACGCCACUCAAAGCCACCGGCGCCAGAAGACCGUGCGCCUCCUGCUGAUCAACCUCAUCAUCUUCCUGCUGUGCUUCGUGCCCUACAACUCCACGCUGGCUGUGUACGGGCUGCUGCGGGCCAACCUGGUGGAAUCCAGCCUUGAGGCCCGCGAUCAGGUGCGCGGUGUGCUGAUGGUGAUGGUGCUGCUGGCCGGCGCCAACUGCGUGCUGGAUCCGCUGGUGUACUACUUCAGUGCCGAGGGUUUCCGAAACACCCUUCGCAACCUGGGCACCGCGCUCCAGACGAGGCCUCUGGCUACCAAUGGGGCUCGAGGCGUGCUCACCGAACCACCCUCAGAAACCACCCAAAACACCGGGCAGGACGCCACCAGUCAGGGGUUACUCCAGCCUGGCAAUCUGGAAACACACAUCACCCAGAGCCCCCAGGAUUCAGCCCUCUGAAAGGACACAGCGUCACAGUGUACUCUCGGGCCUCCCUUAGGGUGUACUUUUCAGCGAGGUGGGCUGGGGACUUGGACUUUGAAGCAACUGCAGUCCUAGUGUGCCGAAGGAGAUAAGUGUGUGAGCAAGGGCAGGAAAGCCAGAGUGUUGCUGGUGACAGCGGUUAGCUCUGGUUUUUCUUCAGAGGAAGUCUGCUCCAGGAAGUAGGAAGCCACGUGGUGAGUAUGCUCAUGGCUAAGAGCUGAUACAUGGAAGAGAAGCUGGAACUCCUGGAUUUAGGUCAUCAGUCUGAGAACUGAAGAUUCCCUGACCUUGGUGAAUCAGCUACACAGAAAUUCAUCCGUCAUCUUCAAAUACAAAACUCAGGGUUGGUGGUAGAACCUAGAACCCACUGCCUGCACAUGCUGGGCCACCUCAUCCCCACUGAACCCCAUCCCAGCCCACCUGCUGCCUUCUGUGCUGAUGUGAGGGCCAUGGGCGCCACGCCGCCUGCCCUCAGGUUCACUUGGCUUCCCUGCGCAGGUGGGAGGCAGAAUACACAGGUUUAUCUGAUAUGCACUGACCUCUUUUGUGACCUGUAACAGUUUAGACUUGACACCCAGUAUGAGGUGGUGGGGGCAGAGCAGAGCUACGGGUUGAUUCCCUCCCAAAUCCUGGUUCUUUGUCCCUUUCUCGGCACGUUUUCUCCUUCUGCCACUCUCUGGGCCUUUUCCAUUCUGUGUCUUUAGUUUUCAUCCUCUUCCCCCCCCCCCCCCCUAGACUGUGCUGCUGACCUUGAACUUGGUACUUAGUAGAGGCUGGCCUUGAAUUCUUUUUUUUUCUUUUGAGACAGGGGUUCUCUCUGUUGGCCUGGAAUUUUUAUUUGAGGAAGGCUCUCUCUACACAACCGCCACUCUGCUUCACCCCCUCCUCACUCAUUCUCUCCAUACCUGUCCCUCUCUUCCUUUCUCCUCUCCCUCUCUUCUCCCCUCCCCCUGCUCUGCUCUCCUCCCCUCUCCUCGCACCUCUCCUUCUCUCCUCUCAUUCCUCUCUCCCUCCCUAAGUCUUAACAUUUUUUAAAUCAAGCAUCAGUCCUCAAACUGUUGGGUCUCCAAUCCCUUUAUGCAAAAAUUGAGAGACCUGAGAGCUUUUUUUUUUUUCUUUUUUCUUAUGUUUUUGAAACAUGUUAAAUGUGUUAAACAAUACAGAGGGACAUACUCCAUUUAGCCAAGAGCAGUGAUGUCAUCACAUUUCAUAAACCUUCUGGAAGCUUCUGUAUAUACUGGGGCGAGAACCAGCAUUAGUUCUGGGACGUGUUAGUGUUACAAACAUAGUUUUGACCUCAAGGACUUCUUCAGAAAGCCCAGAAAGCUCUGGGUCACACUUUGACAUCACUAGCUCUGAAGUAUUAGAGUUCACAUCUAACUUCCUCUAGGAUGUUGUUUUUUGACUCUGGGAUGAGGGCAUUGAUUAGCUAAUUGCUAAUUGUGGUUCUUAAGAAGGUGGGGAGUGGGGGUUGGAGGCCGGGUGUACAGCCAGACACACAAAUGCAGGGCCAGGGUGGAGCAUUUCUGAGGAAGGAAAAGACAUAGUGUUCAGCAGGAGAGAAGACUGUACAGGGAAGUAAGGGGGACAGGAACACAGGAAGAGCUCUCAGCAAGCAGAGCCUGCCUUUACAGCAAGCAGGCGGCCAGCAAAAUGGUUUUCUUCCCUCUUUAUCCAAGUAGCAGUUGGGUUGCUGGGAAGGUUGCAGAGUUGGUCCUGCGACAGUUUUAGAUCCUGACAUUGAGAACUGUGAUCACGUAUGUGUCCUUUACGCACUGUGGCCCUGUGUCUCCCACUACAGAGAGAUUUCCCAAGUGCUUCUGUUUCAGUUACGAUUUGGGCCUUUUGUGUCUUUACAAGGGUUUCGGUUGGUGAUUCACAAGAGUAAGAUGACCUCUGGUGGCCAAACCAGGGAACUAACCUCGCUUCCUCAAUGAUAGGCUAGUAUCAGUCCAGGUGGAUGGGAGUCCCCCACCAGGCCCUUACCACCAGCUGCUCUACAGAGGCCUGCUGUUAACAUCUGUCCCUUGCUCCUCUGGAUUCAAGGUCUGUGCUCUUCCUGAGAGGAUAAUAUAAGCAACAUCAGCCCUGCUCGGCUGAAUCUCGGAAACUGCUACCCAAACAGAGUUAAACAGAAUCGUCAAAAGUCUUGGGGGUAAGGGUGUGGAGUCUGUGGAUGUAGCUCAAUUGGUAGAGUGCUUGCCUCUUGCCUUGCAUGCAUGAAGUUCCAGGUUUGAAACCCAGCACCACAUAAACCUGGCCUGGUGUUGUAUGCUUGUAAUUCCAGUACCCAAGGAGUGGGGUCCUGGUGGCACAACCCUUUAAUCCCAGCACUGGGGCAGCAGAGAUGGGCACCUCUCUGUGAGUUUCAGGCCAGCCUCAUCUACAUAAAGAGAGUUCCAGACAGUCAGGGCUACAUAAAGACCCUGUCUGAAAGAGAGGAAGAAAAAAAAGAAAGAAAGAAGUGGAGACAGGAAGCUCAGGAGUUCUAGGUUGUUCUCAGCUCUGGGAUACAUAAGACUGUCUCAAAACAAAACAAAACAAACAAAAAAAAACCACAAAGUUCCCAGCUGCGCUGUGGGGGCCUAUGCCUCUAAGUCUUAGUCUGGUGUGCAUGCCUAUAACCCCAGCUUUGUGGAUACUGAGGCUGGAGAAGCAUGCAUUUGAGGCCAGCACCUGCAAGUCACUAGGUGUGAUCUCUAGCACUAUAAAGCUAAAUCAAGAACAAAUACAUUGACAAUAUGAGUACUUUCAUAUUCCGGUUCUGAGCCGACUCUAGAGUAAUUAAAACAGCGCGCAUCACCCCAUGGACCAUGUAACUUAUUCCAGUGUUUGUAUGCGUUCCCUCUCUUCCUCCAUCUCCCUGGCCGGGGAGCAAGGAUUUGGUUGGUUGGUUCAUUGAUGUAUUCAUUGGCAUCUAGAACAGUGCCUGGUACAGAGGAAGCACUCAAUAAAGACUCGCUGAAUGACCAGUCA
Molecule: messenger RNA, 4615 nt
Organism: Alexandromys fortis (reed vole)
Lineage: Eukaryota; Metazoa; Chordata; Mammalia; Rodentia; Cricetidae
Gene: Lpar5
Product: lysophosphatidic acid receptor 5
Exons: 2
Coding region: 458-1615 (385 amino acids)
Biological process (GO): G protein-coupled receptor signaling pathway; behavioral response to pain
Cellular component (GO): membrane
Molecular function (GO): G protein-coupled receptor activity
Source: RefSeq, a predicted model, not a curated record